AUGAAUAUUCUUAUAGCAGUUGCGAUCAAUAUUCUGAUAAAUAGCUUCAUCCGAGGGCUAACAGAAUUCUUCACAAUAUUUGGAGAUUCAGAACACUCCGGAGACCUUGAUGAACUGAACCAGCCCUGCAAAGUUUUCAUAGUAAAGCCAAUAAGUCCACUUCCCAUGAUUGUUUCGCUUGUUGAGGAUAUUGUUGUAGAGUAUGUCACAGAUACGGUCCAUAAAACUGAAGAUGUUGCAUCCAAAAGGGGCAAACUAUUAACAGAGGACUUUCUCUUUUUAAUUGGAAAGAAUUUUCCGAAACUUAACCGUUGCACGGAAUUGCUCUCAAUGAAUGAAGAACUUAAGCAAGCAAGGAAGACAAUAGAUGUAGAGAAAUUAGCAUAUAAGGAGUAA
This is a messenger RNA of Andrographis paniculata, 396 nucleotides long. RefSeq names its product transcription initiation factor TFIID subunit 13-like. The coding region runs from base 1 to 396 and encodes 131 amino acids. The record is from RefSeq and is a predicted model, not a curated record. Gene Ontology annotation, biological process: transcription by RNA polymerase II. Lineage: Eukaryota; Viridiplantae; Streptophyta; Magnoliopsida; Lamiales; Acanthaceae. The transcript is spliced from 5 exons.